AUGGUUGCGUCGUCCAUCGAUCUGGAAUCUCUCUCGGAAGACAACCAAUCGCAUACGUCGGGCUCUGAAACACACACGAUCGUGACUCUAUCCGUUUCAGGCCAUGGUGGCGGCGGAACAUACCGAGCCUGGCCGCGCAUCGUACAAUAUCAAAUCCUCGCCCAAUCUCUCUUGUCUCUGCGCGUAAAUGCCCUUCCGACCACGACCCCCGUUUAUGAUCAAGUCGACGUCUGGGAACGCGGCCUCGACUUUGAUACCGAGACGCCGGCUAUCUUAAGAUUCAGCGAGUUAUACGGGGCGCCCGACAACGACUUCGCCUGCAAGAGCGACCGGAAUCCCGUCGUCAUGCUCCACGGCCUCUCUGCGAACCGCCAGGUCGACUUGAACAUGCUUCAGUGGGAGCUCAACAGGCGCGGCUACUGCACGUACUCGCAGACCUACGGCGCCUGGGGCUUGGUCCCGUGGAUCGGUGGUCUCAGGCCGAUGGCCGAGUCGGCGAAGGAUAUCGCUGCCUUUGUCAAGGAGGUGAAGGAGAAGACCGGCGCCGACAAGGUCGAUAUCGUCGGGCAUUCCGAGGGCGGCGUUCAAGCCAUCUACGUGCCAAUGACGCAGGCUGGCAUCUCGGAUAUCGUGGAGCACGUAGUCGCAUUGGGGCCGGCUAUCCACGGCGCGAAGUACUUCGGCUUCACCGACCUGUGGUACAUUGGCGGAAACUUCACCCGCACCAUCGCUGGAAAGGUCGUGGACGCGCUGGGGUGCCCGGCCUGCGAGGACAUGGCAACGGACGGCAGAAUAUACAACGACUUCAAGAGCGCUAAGCAGAUCGUACAGCCGGGGAACAAAGUCACAAUUAUCAUGUCCAACUCGGAUACGCUGGUGUCGCCGGACGUCAGCAGGGUCGACGAGGAAGGGGCAAAGAACGUCAUCGUCCAGGAUACUUGCCCCGACGACAAGGUUGGACAUGCGGGACUCAUGUGGGAUAAGAGCGUCUGGCGCUUAAUUGUGAAUGCGUUGGAAGAAAACAACGACGCUGUGUUCGAAUGUGAAAAGGGGCUCCUCAUCUAG
Messenger RNA from Daldinia caldariorum, 1065 nucleotides. Its product is annotated as alpha/beta-hydrolase. Gene Ontology annotation, molecular function: lipase activity. The coding region runs from base 1 to 1065 and encodes 354 amino acids. Lineage: Eukaryota; Fungi; Ascomycota; Sordariomycetes; Xylariales; Hypoxylaceae. The record is from RefSeq and is a predicted model, not a curated record. The transcript has 3 exons. Gene Ontology annotation, biological process: lipid catabolic process.